CGCAGGCGGUUUCUCGUCGGUGACCUUCGCUGGCCGCGCCGCACCCGUCAUUCACGAUGUUUGAGAGCAUGAUUCCAAAGUCAAUCAGAGCCAUGAAAUUCUACUACUCUACGGUUUAUCAAGAAAUAUGGGUUGGCGUAGCAUUAACGGCUUAYGUCUAUUACAAAAUUUCAUAUGGUGGCAAAAAAGCCGUGGCAGAUAAGCCCUCUGGUGCCGGCCAUCAUUAAAGAUUUCUUUUCUUGGGAGUAUGAGCUUGGUGAUUCAUCAUCUUUGCUGUAAAUGAAGCAAGUUACCACCAUAGGGAUGUUAAUAUAAUUCUAGAACUGUUCCUAGUCCAUCUGCUAUCCUUGCAGAAAGAAUAAAGCUAUGGAGUAAGACAGAAUUAAACACGUUGAACAAUGUAUUCUGGAGUGUAUUUUAAAAUCUGAUGUUUAGAAUAUGCGAUUUUUAUUCUACACAGUUCUUUCUAGUUCAGUGUUAAACUCCCACAAUAAUACUUUAAAAAAGACCAAAUUUCUGAAACUAAUUUUUAAUACAAUUAACGAACAUUUUACAUAAAAAGGUGAAGCCUUAGAGUUUCUAUUUUGUCUAGAACCACUUUUUUAAAAAAGGCCAGUUAAGAUUAUGCAAAAUGUGGGAUAAAGCUUUGACGGCUUUAUCAUCUUGCAGUGCAAUAUUUUAGGCUACAAAAAUGAUUUAUUUUAACUUUAUGCUUUUGAAGAAUUUUUCUGUCUUACAGAAGUCAGUUUUUAGGUGUGUACAUACUGACUAUGCAUACUAAGCGUGCAUAAGGCAUAAGCCCAAAAUUUUACUGCAUGUCAUCAUUUGUUUAAAUUUAGCCUAAUCUGUUUUAUAGAAGAUUAAGAUGCUUAAGUCAUUGUAAUGACUUCAUGCUUACGUGUGUCUUUUUAACUUCUGAAACAUUCURAACCUUCCAGCUUGGUAAAGUCUUGGAUUACAGUCUCUCAAACUGAAGAAUCUGGCCAUAAC
Messenger RNA from Nothoprocta perdicaria, 990 nucleotides. RefSeq names its product ATP synthase membrane subunit 6.8PL (gene ATP5MJ). Bases 57 to 227 code for a protein of 56 amino acids. The record is from RefSeq and is a predicted model, not a curated record. NCBI's taxonomy places the organism in Eukaryota, Metazoa, Chordata, Aves, Tinamiformes, Tinamidae. Gene Ontology annotation, cellular component: mitochondrion. The transcript has 4 exons.